Molecule: messenger RNA, 561 nt
Organism: Nestor notabilis (Kea)
Lineage: Eukaryota; Metazoa; Chordata; Aves; Psittaciformes; Psittacidae
Product: hemoglobin subunit beta
Exons: 3
Coding region: 1-462 (153 amino acids)
Biological process (GO): oxygen transport; hydrogen peroxide catabolic process
Cellular component (GO): blood microparticle; haptoglobin-hemoglobin complex; hemoglobin complex
Molecular function (GO): heme binding; organic acid binding; oxygen binding
Source: RefSeq, a predicted model, not a curated record
AUGGUGCACUGGUCAGCCGAAGAGAAGCCGCUCAUCACCGGCCUCUGGAGCAAGGUCAAUGUGGCCGAAUGUGGUGCGGAGGCCCUGGCCAGUGCUGAAACCCUGGCAAGGCUGCUGAUCGUCUACCCCUGGACCCAGAGGUUCUUCUCUUCCUUCGGGAACCUGUCCAGUGCCACCGCCGUCCUUGGCAACCCCAUGGUGCGUGCCCAUGGCAAGAAGGUGCUCACCUCCUUCGGGGAUGCCGUGAAGAACCUGGACAACAUCAAGAACACCUUUGCCCAGCUGUCUGAGCUGCACUGCGACAAACUGCACGUGGACCCUGAGAACUUCAGGCUCCUGGGUGACAUCCUGAUCAUCGUCCUGGCCGCCCACUUUGGGAAGGAUUUCAGCCCCGACUGCCAGGCUGCCUGGCAGAAGCUGGUCCGUGUGGUGGCCCACGCGCUGGCCCGCAAGUACCACUAAAGAGCAGCACCAAAGCCCUGGCAGCAUCCUCCAGCACCCGCUGACAUGCUGCGGUGGAGCCAACAGCUUCUAACAGCCAAAUAAAGCUCAUCUGUGAAG